Alexandromys fortis (reed vole) is the source of this 2098-nucleotide messenger RNA. RefSeq names its product signaling lymphocytic activation molecule family member 1 (gene Slamf1). Lineage: Eukaryota; Metazoa; Chordata; Mammalia; Rodentia; Cricetidae. Gene Ontology annotation, molecular function: signaling receptor activity. Gene Ontology annotation, biological process: positive regulation of type II interferon production; lymphocyte activation. The coding region runs from base 70 to 1092 and encodes 340 amino acids. Gene Ontology annotation, cellular component: cell surface; external side of plasma membrane; membrane. The record is from RefSeq and is a predicted model, not a curated record. The transcript has 7 exons.
CUCCACCGGGCAACCGUGAGCAGCUGCCCGGCUCCCAGACAGGCACCGCGUCCCUCUCUUGGCCGGCUAAUGGAGCCCAACAGGUCCCUCUUUGGGGGCAUACUUCUGCUUCUUUCUCUGGCUUUUGAACUGAGCUACGGAACAGGUGGAGGUCUGAUGAACUGCCCAGUGAUUAUCCAGCAGUUGGGAAAUGACACCACGUGGCUGCCCCUGACGAAAGAGAGCUUUAACAAAAGCAUCCGCAUCCUUGUCACGAAGGCAACGGCAAUGUCUCUAGAAAACAAAAUCACUAAGAAAAUAGUGUCUUUUAAUCUCGAUAAAGAGGACUCUCUAGAGCACCUGGAGGAUGGCUACCAGUUUCAAUGGGAAAACCUGAGCCUGGGGAUCCCGGGAAACAGGAGGGAGAGUGAAGGAUGGUACAUCGUGAGUUUGGAGGAAAAUGUGCAAGUUCAGCAAUUCUGCAUUCAGCUGAAGCUCUAUGAGCAGGUCUCCACUCCAGAGAUCAAAGUGUUAAACAAGACCCAGGAGAACAGGAAUGGGACCUGCAGCUUGACGGUAGUCUGCACGGUGAAGAAAGGCGAUCAUGUGACUUACAGCUGGAGCAAUGAGGCGGGCAAACAUCUGCUGAGCCUGGCCAACCACUCCCACCUCCUGAACAUCAGUCUCAGCAGCCAGGCUCAAGACAACAUCUACAACUGCACGGCAAGCAACCCUGUCAGCAGUCGCUCCCAGAGCUUUGACCUAUCACAGGAGUGCAGGCGGGAAUCCUCAGACACAAGCUCAUGGAUAACACACACUGCUGGAUGGUUAGGGUUCAUUCCACUUCUCCUCAUUCCGGUCCUCAUAGCAUUCAUACUGCUGAAAAAACAAGGUGAAAGAAGCCGCUGCCAGCCACCAGUGGAAGAAAAAGGCCUUACUAUUUAUGCCCAAGUGCAGAAAUCAGGGCCUCCAGGGAAGAAAUUUGAUGAUUCCCUGACUGGUCAGAGUCCCUGCACGACUAUUUAUGUGGCUGCCACAGAGCCUGUCCCAGAGCCUGUUCAGGAAUCAAACCCCACCACAGUUUAUGCCAGUGUGACGUUACCAGAGAGCUGACCCCCAGACACCCAGGGAAAGGACUUUUUGAAGGAACAUAGAAAAAUCAAAAUCCACGCUGAACUUGGCCCUCAGUCCCGAGUUCUCUGUGACAGACACUGCACAUCCGUCCCUUUCUUCAAUCAAUUCCCCGGUGAUCGAUUUGCACAGGCAUACCUGUGAAGUAAGCAAGGAAGUGAGGUGUCCCAGGCAGGCAGCCUGCAGCCUGCUGCCUGCUGUGCCGCUGACACAGACACGGAACAGAGACCCCUUGGAAUAGCGUUCCACCUUUGCUGUAGCGGAUCAAAUAGACGGUGUGAGUUCAGAAUCUCACUCUAUGCUGUGCUGGUAAACAAAACCCAGAGACAAAAAGCCAAGAUGUGAAACACCUGCCUCAGAUGGCUGAGCACAAGGCCCAAAGUCUGGAGAUGUUUUUGUUCUGACUGUCUGUUUUAUUCUGAAAGCAGAUCCUGGUCACCUCAAGACCUGAUCAAGGCUCUGUGCCUCAGUUUCCCUCUCACUCUCCGGAUAAGGAGGGAAUGAAGCGGUGUGUGAAGGAUGAAUUCUUUGUGACCGGAGGUCAUUUUAUAAAAGAACCAGUAUUUUAUUUGCAAAACUGAAGCUAGCUGUAAGUCAAUAGGCUGAAGAUGACUGUAGAGUCUAAAGUUUUGAGUGAUAGAAUGGAAACCAUCCAAGGUUCUAUAAAGUGUCGUCCUCAGCGAGCAGCAUUCUGUUUAAAUCGAAGUAGCAAGUGUUUGGGAACACUGUUAUAAAGUAACCUGGGAUACUUAGAGGAACUUGCCCCAGGGAGGUUUUUCACUUCUUUAAAGGACUUUUGAAUCGAAGCUCUCUGUUUACUUCCUUGAGGGAAAAAACCCUGGACCCUCAAGAUUCCCCCUCAGUUAGUUCUGAACCCAUUUUACCACCCAGGCCUACUGAGGAACUGCAGGUCUACCAGGCACUUCCUAUUUACUGCAUACCUCUUUGUACUGAAUUUAUCUUCGGAUAGAAAAUUAAAUUAUUUUGA